AUGUUUUGCACGUAUGUUUGCGUUCUCUUGGCCGUGAGCGGAGGGGCUUUGAGUUCUUUGCCGGACAAACAGAGCGACCUGGGCUUGAAGGUCUUCGCCAGCUUGGCCUCGUCGGACCGCAACUUGGUUUUCUCCCCUUACGGCGUUUCGUCCGUUCUGUCCAUGGCGCAACUGGGGGCGGCGGGGAACACUCGUAAGGCCAUGACCGAGGCCAUGGGCUUUUCCCUGCAAGAGCGAGGAAUGUCUCGCCAGCAGCGCCUGAUUCAACAUGAGCUCCAUUCCGAGGAAGCUUUGGAGAUGGCUUGCGGAGUCAUGGUGGAGAGGAAGAUGAGCAUCGAGAAGGGCUACCGCCGUGCCUUAUCUAAGGCUUUCAGAAGCCACCCCCACCAGGUGGACUUCACCAAGCCUGACCAGGCGGUGGACAUCAUCAACGCCUGGGUUUCGGACCACACCGCAGGCGCCAUUCCCAAGUUUUUGACGCGGGGAUCUCUGAGCGACGAGACCCGCCUGGUGCUUCUCAACGCCCUCCACUUCCAGGGACUGUGGAAGGUUCCUUUCGACCCUAAGUUGACUCACGAGCGGAUGUUCCACAGCGCCAACGGCAGCGUCACGCCCGUUCACAUGAUGACGCUAACCAACCGCUUCAACUACGGGGAGUUUGUGACCGCUAGCGGAGAGGACUACGACGUAUUGGAGGUCCCAUACGAAGGCGACUCGCUGAGCAUGCUCCUGGUGUCGCCGUUUGAGGCCGACGUGCCGUUGAGCGCGCUAACCGCCGACUUCAGCAGCCAAAGAAUGCGGGAGUGGAGAGCCCAGCUCAGAAGCGUUCGGAGACAGCUAACAAUGCCCAGGUUUACUAUCAACUCAGAAGUGAACUUGAAGGCGGCGCUCAUCAACAUGGGCUUGGGUAACAUGUUCAAUCUCGCCACCGCUGACUUCAGCCGCAUUACGACCGACGAGAGGCUUUGCGUGUCCAAGGUACUGCAGACGGUCAAGUUUGAGGUCAACGAGCGGGGAACUAAGGGCGCGGCGGCAACAGCCGCUGUGAUGUAUUCUCGGAUGGCGGUGGAGGAGCUGACCUUGGAUCGACCUUUUCUCUUCUUGAUCCAGCACAAACAGACGGGGGCUAUUUUGUUUAUGGGCCAGUUCAAUCAUCCGGCUUAG
Molecule: messenger RNA, 1164 nt
Organism: Nerophis lumbriciformis (worm pipefish)
Lineage: Eukaryota; Metazoa; Chordata; Actinopteri; Syngnathiformes; Syngnathidae
Source: RefSeq, a predicted model, not a curated record